GUAGUGCUCUCAAACUGGAAUUGUGGCACCAUUUUGAACUCCUGCCUGAAUGGAACUUCAACAGAGUCCUACAAGAUUGUGGGAGCCCUCCUCGUUAGCGCCAUCCUGGUAAAUGUCGUCGCCCUCGCAGUUUCUUUUGCCGGAUGCGUAAAGUCCUGGGCCACAGCAGUCGCCCUAGUGUUGACUUGGCUUGGAGGCAUCGUCGCUGUCGCAGCAAUCGCCUACUACUUCAACAAGUUGGAUCCAACCUAUUGUCCCGCAUUGGCUGUCACUGGGAUUAUCUUCGCGCUGGUCAUGACAAUCAGAGGCACAACUUGCCUCACUUUUGGUCUCUCCCUCUCCAUCCUCUUUCUCAUUCUUAGCGUAGCGCUCCCACAUUGGAGCUGUGGCACCAUUUUGCACUCCUGCCUGAAUGAGACAUCUGCGGGGUCCUAUCGGACUGUGGGAGCCCUCCUUGUCUGCGCCAUCUUGGUAGACUUCGUCGCCGUCCUAGCCGCCAUUGCCGGUUGCGUAAUCGAAGAGUCCUGUGCCACGCCAGCCGCCCGGUGGCUGACUUGGUUUGGAGGUAUCCUCGCUAUCGCGGCAAUCGCGUAUUACUUCAACAAGGUGGAUACAACCUAUUGUCCCGAGUUGGCUGUCACUGGAAUUAUCUUCGCGCUGGCCACGGCAAUCAUUACACCUAUCAGAUGCAUACUUUAA
Dibothriocephalus latus is the source of this 699-nucleotide messenger RNA. Lineage: Eukaryota; Metazoa; Platyhelminthes; Cestoda; Diphyllobothriidea; Diphyllobothriidae. The record is from the annotation of a GenBank genome assembly.